Malaya genurostris is the source of this 13425-nucleotide messenger RNA. It is a transcript of the gene PDZ-GEF, whose product is annotated as rap guanine nucleotide exchange factor 2. Gene Ontology annotation, molecular function: protein binding; guanyl-nucleotide exchange factor activity. Gene Ontology annotation, cellular component: apical plasma membrane; plasma membrane. The record is from RefSeq and is a predicted model, not a curated record. NCBI's taxonomy places the organism in Eukaryota, Metazoa, Arthropoda, Insecta, Diptera, Culicidae. Gene Ontology annotation, biological process: Ras protein signal transduction; positive regulation of GTPase activity. The coding region runs from base 981 to 5561 and encodes 1526 amino acids. The transcript has 7 exons.
ACAAUGAUGUGUUGUACAUCGCCCUAAUCUUUCACACGAAUCAGUUGGUAGGUAGUCCUUGCGUCCCGAGAAAUACUAUUUCGGGUGAGAAAUUUGGAUUAAGUUUUUAUGCCAUUAGUUUAGUGCUAAGUGAAUGGAAUGGAUUGUUACGACGAAGACUUUUGCGGAAUCCCAUCCGUCGUUGUAGUAGUAAUGUGUGCACACAUAAAGCUAUCUCAGUCAUUCAAGUCGUAAGCGGAGCAUAAAUUCAGGAAGAAGAAUGAGUGGUAGCAUACAACAGCAACUAAUCAUACACAAAAAUAAAUACACAGUGAGCAGUGUUGGCAGUAGAUAAUCGUUCAAACUUCCAUGUUCUAUUCAAAUUACGCUCACUCUGUAUCGCUAAAUAGUAAUUGUUUUUAUUGUCACAUACAAGGCAUUCAUAUGGAAUUGCAUCAGUGGAAUUUAUGUUCGUUUUCGUCUCAAUAGUUUAAUAAUGAAAUUCCACUUUGGAUAGCAACGAGGCAGACACAUGCUGAAGUCGAACUAGCCCCCUACUAUCAACGGCCGCUGCCGCAGUGAAUCUAUGCUAAUGACGAGUGAUCAUGAAAACUGCAAUGAUGUAGAACGUGAGUCCGCAAAAUGUGCAUAUCCAAAGUGCAACCACAGCUUCGAUAGUGGCAACAGCAAGUGGUAUCGAUGCACCCGGGCCGUGUUUGUGUGAAUUCAGAAAAAUUAUACGCGAGCCAGCAGCGAAAGGCAGAACCAGUUUUUCUCCGCUGCAUUAUCAAUUUUCUUCUCGCGCUCGCCCGUGUGUAGCAGAAAUUCAUAUACACAACAAAGUUCUCUCCAAACACACGUCCUCGGUGUGUUUGUUCCGCGUAUGUAUUUUAUCCGAAUAGUUCGGAGUGUAUGUGUGGCAGUGUACGUGUCUGUUCGGUAUCGUAACGCGUAACAUCUUUCGGAGUGGUUUCUAAGUAAUUGCGAGAAACUAACGAUAAAUGACUGAUCGAAAAUUGCCAAUUAGUCUGUCGGACCACAGCGAGUUCGGAAUCAAUCACGGAUCUGGCACUAUCAUCGGCGGUGGCAUUGGAAGCGGUAGUAGCAUUGGCCUGGCAGUAGGAGUAGGCUCAAUUGGACUGCCGGGUGGUGCAGUGGGGGUUGGCGGCCUCGGCGGGUCUUCGGUGGCGUCAGUGACCGGAGGAGGCAGCAGCGGGAAUGUCAGCAACAAGCAUGCCAUCGCACGUCUGAAGCACACCAAUUCCCUUACUGCCGGCAUUCCACCGGAGCUGUACGACAAAGGGAACCGGCUGUCGCAUUCCAGCGACACCAGCCAGACGGAUACGAUGACGUCCGUUACGAGCUCAUCGCUUGAUUCGGACGAGGUUGAUCUGUCCGGUCUGGUGGAGUCAGUGGUCGAUUCCGAUGAGGAUGAUAUUGCCGAAAGUAUAGACAGCAUGAGCGUUCGAGAUACCGUACGAGAGUGUUUGGAGAAAGAUCCGAGUGAUCGUACGGUGGAUGAUAUUGAGAUACUAUUGGAGUUCACUCAAAAACUGAAGGCAUUCACAAACAUGACGUUUGCGGUGAGGCGGGCACUCUGUUCGGUGAUGGUGUUCGCUGUUGUUGAAAAAGCCGGGACGAUUGUCAUGAAUGAUGGUGAGGAGUUGGACUCGUGGAGUGUGUUGAUUAAUGGGCAUGUGGAUAUUGAGCAUGCCAACGGAGAAAUAGAAUAUCUGCAUAUAGGAGAUAGUUUUGGAAUCAUGCCCACAAUGGAUAAGCUCUAUCAUCGGGGGAUUAUGCGUACCAAGUGCGAUGACUGUCAGUUUGUGUGUAUAACGCAAACGGAUUACUAUCGGAUACAACAUCAAGGAGAGGAUAAUAUCAGAAAAAUUGAAGAUGAUGGUCAAGUAGUGAUGGUAACGGAGUUAAGAAAUAGCACUGGAGAAAAUGGAUCCAGGAAAGGAUAUGUUGUCAUCCGGGGUACAGUGGAAAGGUUAACACAACAGCUAGUAGAAGAUACAACUCAAACGGAUCCCAAUUAUGUGGAAGAUUUUCUUCUGACGUUCCGGACGUUCAUCAACGAUCCGAUCGACGUAUCCAAGCAGUUAUUAAAGUGGUUCAACGUAGAUGGUUUGGACGAUGGCAGUGAGCUGGUAGACGCAAUACAUCAGGCUUCGGCGAAUGAUAUUUGCGAUCGUGUAACAAGAGUAGUACUGCUGUGGGUUAAUAAUCAUUUUACUGAUUUCGAUACCGAUCCACAAAUGAUGGAAUUUCUGGAGAUUUUCGAGUCUGCUCUAGAGAAGAAAAAUAUGUUGGAACAGUUGAGGCUACUGCAUGUUUACGCCCAGCACAACGCUAGAGAAAGAAACGUUACCUUAGCUAGAAGCUCGCGAGACGAGGAUUUAAAUUUUCAAAUUUCGGGAGGAAUUGGUGGAAUUUUUGUCACCAGGGUCGAGCCAAAGACGAAAGCCUACGAUGUGGGUCUGAAAAGAGGAGAUCAAAUACUGGAAGUUAAUGGGCAGAACUUUGAACACAUCACUUGUGCGCGAGCAUUGGAGCUUCUAAUGGGAACCACUCAUCUGAGCAUAACGGUUAAGAGUAAUCUUUGGGCGUUCAAAGGGAUGCUUUCGAGCGCCGACGGAGAUUCCAGUAAGCUGAAGAUAGACCUAAAGAAAGGCUUACGGGCGGAUUUACUACAAUCGCAAAAAUCGUUAGAUUUAGUUGAUAAAGCAGGUUUGCUGCAUACACCCCAGUUCCUUAUGCCACUACCGGUGCGAGAUGACUAUGGAAGGAAGGAUUCGGGCGCAUCGACGCCAUCUUCUUCUCACAUGAAUAACAACAAAGGGAGUUUUAUGACCCUAGGCGGCAAGAAGCGGCUACAGAAGGCUCUGAUUAAAAUGAAUCUGCUUCCGAAGAACAUAGUCUUCCAGGACGAUAACAUCAACAACAACAGCAACAGUAACAAUAAUAGCAAUUACGAUAGCAGCGAUCGAUCUUCCGGAAUCAGUGUGAAUUUCUCCUCGCAAGCCUCAUCUAUAUCGACUUCGUCAAUAACGACCGCUGAUUCGGACGAGACACCACCAACAUCCACGUAUCAAAGCAAUCCCGAUCUAAGGGAACAUCCACAAACUCCCGCCAAGGCUCUAUCAAUAGAAGCAAUCAUUCCAAAAAGUGGCACCCUCUACUACGAGGAACUACGUGCCAGCGAUUACCCUGAACACAUUCUCAAAGUAUAUAAGUCGGAUCAGACAUGCAAGUACCUGCUAAUUCACAAGGAGACUACCGCGCAUGAAGUGGUAAUGUUGGCCUUGCAAGAGUUUGGAAUCCACGAUCCUAGCUCGAAUUUUUCACUUUGUGAAGUGAGCGUUGGCGAAGGUGGUAUGAUUAAGCAGAGGCGGCUGCCGGAUCAGCUGCAAAACCUGGCCGAACGAAUUGGAUUAAGCUCGCGAUAUUAUCUCAAAACUAAUGGAAUAACAGAAACAUUAGUUCCCGAUGACGUUGCACCGGAAUUGAUUCGGGAAAGUGUUGUUCACUUUCUACAAUUGAAUGCGAAUGAAUUGGCCAUUCAGCUGACGUUGCAAGAUUUCGCUAUCUUUCGGCAAAUUGAGUCUACUGAAUACAUUGAUGAUUUAUUUACAUUGAAGAGUCGUUACGGCAGGCCAAUGCUGAUGAAAUUUUCCGAACUAGUCAAUAGGGAAAUGUUUUGGGUAGUCACGGAAGUGUGCAGUGAGCAUAAUAUGAUGCGCCGAUGUAAAAUUAUCAAACAAUUCAUAAAAAUCGCUCGACACUGCAAGGAGUGUAAAAAUUUCAAUAGCUUAUUUGCGAUCAUCAGCGGUUUGGGUCAUGCAGCGGUGUCGCGAUUGCGACAAACCUGGGAAAAGCUGCCAUCCAAAUAUCAAAAACUCUUCAAUGACCUCCAGGAACUGAUGGAUCCCUCACGAAACAUGUCGAAGUACCGACAGUUAAUACAGACUGAACUCAAUGCUCAGCAUCCCGUCAUUCCGUUUUACCCGGUUGUGAAAAAAGAUCUCACAUUCAUUCACUUGGGUAAUGAUUCCAAAAUCAAUAAUCUCAUUAAUUUUGAAAAAUUGCGGAUGAUUUCUAAGGAAGUACGUACAUUGCUCCAAAUGUGCAACUCUCCCUAUGAUAUCCUUACAAUGCUGGAGUUGAAAUGCCAACCGCCCAGUUCAGCUAUGGUCGCGUUAAAUCAAAUGUCGGUACCUUCCAGCGGAAAUUUAAUGAUGCCUCCACCUCCUGCUGUUCAUAGUCAAACGGUUAAACGAAGGAAAAAAUCCACAGCAGCUCCCAAUCCCAAGAAAAUGUUUGAAGAAGCUCAGAUGGUUCGAAGAGUGAAGGCAUAUCUAAAUAACAUGAAAGUGACAACCGACGAAGACGAGCUUCAUAAACUUUCACUUGAAUGUGAACAGCAAGGAGGAACCACUCCGAAUAACGUGCAGGUGAGAAAGAGAUAUCCAUCUCCUACGUUAUCCACAACUUCUAGUACUAGUUCGACUAGCGAGGGCAAGAAAGGCGCCCUUGGUCUUGGGAUGAGUAGUCUUUCGAUAGGCAGCUCUGGCAGCGGCAACAGUGGAGCACCAAAAUUUGGUGCCGCAUCCCCACAGGCAGUAAAAAAGUUACUUUCGCUUUCGGAACAAACCAAAACUCGACCACAUCAACCACGACAUCCAUCGGUAGGCGCGGCACUGCCGUCCUCGCUGAACAAUAUUCACCACCAUAAUCAACUUGCUCUGCAUAAUAAUUUGUCCCAUUAUCAUCACGCUCAUCAUACACCGUAUCAUCAUCACGCCGGAAUCUCGAUAAGUCCUUCGCACGUGUCCAGCGGCAGCCAGUGUUGUGUUGGUACUGGCACUGGCGGAGGACCUGGCUCAAGCAUUGGAAUGUCCCAUCCGUAUCCCAGUACUCAUCCAAGCUAUGCGGUUUCCAGUGGAUUACAUCUAUCCAACAUGCAUCCCAAUCCACCAAAUUAUAACACCACCAUGUCGAUGUAUCCCAACGGACGGCCGGCGGUUAUGUCCAGCCGACUGCUGGAGAGUUCCGUGGAUUCCACUAGUCAACUUCCGCCGCCGAUGGAACUACCACCGGAAAGUAGCUCAUUUCGUAGUCCGCCGAACUAUGCACAAGCAGCUCAUCGACGUAUCACUGGCAACAGCACAGUUUUAUCGUCCUUUCCCACACCUCACCAAAAUUUUGGGUCAUCAUCUCGCAUAAUCGCUGCCGUGGGCAUAUCUCCUAUCACACCAAACUACGCUCCACCGGUAGCGAACUCAUUAUCACCAAUGUACACCGCCAAUCCCGGUCCUGGCGGUGGUGCAACCAUCACCGGAGCCAACAGUAACCUUCCACCGGCCAUUCCCGCUCGAAUGCAUGAAUCGAGCGCAGUAUCUCAUGCGAUUGAAUCAGUUCAGUCUCCACCGGCACUGCCACCGAGCUUAGACUUAUCAGUUGAAAGCAGCUCGGUGACGGUGAUCAGCAAUGCCGCCCCUGAGCUGGAAACCUCCGUGGAUGAUGACUGCGAUUCAGUGGAGUGCGAUGUCACUGAAACAUUGUCCACCGACGUAUAAAUGCCAAAUAUCUUCGCGUAAGAAGCAAGUGAUAAUGCCAAAACUACUUGUUAACAUUAAUCCGUUGAUGUAUUGACAGUUCGAGUUAAUUGUUGUCAGUUCCAAUAUGGGUGUUAUCAUGUGUUAACAUAUUAAGAUUCACGCACCACAUCUCUCACAAUGCACUUAUUUUCGAAUCCAAUACAAAUCUAUAAACAAGCAAUGAAAUUUCUAACAUUUGAAUCUGUUUCCAAAGACUGGCGAUUAAGAAGUGCCCUUUCAUACGAAUGCAUGCCAAGACUGAUGACUAAACUAGAUGGCAGUCGUCUAGGUACAAUGAUAUCAAACAUGAGAUUUGAAAUUUCUUUCAUCACUUUGCUUUCUUGAAUAGAGUUUUGUUAGGAUUUUGGGACAAUAUUUUGUAUUCUCACGAAUUUUCUCUUCAGUAACAUUGCUUACAUUAUUUUAAAUAUUUGUAAAUAAUUUUUAAUUUGUUUUUAUUUCUCUCCAAAAUUUUUACUGGACUCAUCAACUUGGAAUCAUGAUUAAUUUAUUUAUUUAUCUUUUACCCUGACUGAUUUGAUUUUCACAUUUUAGAAUCCGAGUUUCCAUUUUAAUUUAUUUUAAAACCCAUCGCUCGAUUUUGUUUGCCUUGGUUGCUGUUAUUGACCGAACCAACUAUCAAUACAAAUAAUGAUAAUUCGUGACUUUAAGCGUGAAAGCAAAAAUCGAAUUGACAUACACAAUUGGAUAAGUAAAGAUUUUUUUUCCUACGUAACUGUAUCAACAUUCUUUCGAACAGUAGAUUAUAUGAUUCAGGAUUUUUAUGAUUUGUAUCGUAUCAGGUAUAGCUGUCAACUUAAAAUAACAGAAUUUUAGAGUUUUCCUAAACCAAUCAAUCGAUCACCUUAUACUACAUCUUACCGAGCAUGUUUCAAAUCUACUCUUCUCAAUGGGUUAUUAUUGUUGCCACAACACUGCAAAGUACUGUUUUUUCAAAAUUCUACUUAGCUAGAAAAUUCAAAUAAACAUUCUCACGUGCACUGAAACGGAAUAUUUCAAACUUUCACCCAAUUCGGAGCAGAAUAGCGAAAGAAUAAUUUAUUAUCAUAUUACAGUUGUCUAUGUGAGUGUAAAAAAAAGAGCAUGCCCAUCAUGCAAAAUUAGAUAUUUGAUGGACUCAUAACAUAAAACUUCGUUUGCGUUAUGAAGUAAAUUUGAAAAAUUAUUUUAAUUUAAACUCAAUGCCAUGCUAAUAUACAUACUGAAACAUUCUCAAGGUUCUACAUUUACACUGGGGUCUUUGUUUACGCGGUUUUUUAUGCGGUUUCUUUUUACACGGAUUUCCGAAGUUACGCGUUUUUUUACGCGGAUUUUCGAAGUAACGCGGUUUUUACGCGAAUUUCCGAAGUUACGCGGUUUUUUACGCGUAUUUUGCGCGGUUUUCUUGUUUUGUCUUAGAAAUGCAUGAAACUUCGAAAUCUGGUGUUAUCCCAAAUUUUUUUUAAGUCAACUCAUUUCGAUGCUUUUCAAAAAAAAAUGUUCAGAUUACACCUGGACGUUUCAUGCAUUUCUAAGAUAUUUGGCAUAAAAAAAAGUUCUUUCAUUUUGUUUUUUUUUCUACGCGAAUUUCCGAUGUUACGCUGUUUCAAAUUCUCUCAAUCCCAAAGUCAAUUCUUACAAAACUUUUUUGGAGAUUAUUGAUUUUUUCUUCAGUUUUGAGGUUUUUUUUACGCGGAUUUCCGAACUUACGUGUUUUUCUACGCGGAUUUCCGAGACUUCAGUGUACAUCAGUUAUUUAUUGUGUUAAUGGAAAGUUUGUCAUCAUAAUAGUGAAUCUAAGAUACAUUUUAAGUUUGAUUUUUGACAAAUUUGAUAAGGUUGAAACGAAGAAACAUUCAGUUGCAUGAAUUGCCGUAGUAUGCAAGUGCUCAAGAGCGUCUACUAGGAUGGCAAAUUACUAUCUCAAAAUGACUUUCUUGAAGGUCAUUGUUGUUAUCUGUGGUUUUAGUGAACCAGAUCCUGUCAGCUUAGAAAGAAAUCAAUCUUCAGUUCAGCUACGCCCUCGCACGGCAUCACAUUAAACAUAAAAUGUUAAUUGUAUGGGCUCGCAGUAGAGAUGGUCGGGUAAGCAUUUUUUCAAACCGGAACCCGACCCGCACCCGUUCGUAAAAUAAAAAACUUUUACCCGUACCUGACUCGAACCCAAGAUAAAUUUUUUCUUCCAAACCCGAACCUGUCCCAUAUCCGAGAAAAAAAAUAAAAAUUUUCACCCGUUACCGACCCGAACCCGAAAAAAGUCCCGAAACCCGAAAAAAAUGAAAUCCGACUAAAUCUUUUAACCCGAACCCGACCUGUACCCGUUGAAAAUCGGCACCCGAACCCGAGAAACAUAUUUUUUUCUGUACCCGAAGCCGGGUACCCGGGUUUCGUGUAAAAAUACCCGAAAACUGACCAUCUCUAGUGCGCUCUCUCUUUCCCCUCUUCUUAUGUACGAGAUUCGAUGCGGACUGACCUGAGAGCGCCAUGUUCGCAUAAAAGUAUUUCGCUUACGAUUUGUUCGUGAAAUGUGAAAGCUGGAUAUCUUUACAAUAUGAUGUCUUUGAGUGAACCCAAUAUUGCUCUCAGACAGGAAGCAGUAUUCAUGAAACCUGAGCAAAAACCACGCUAUAACGAUCUAUCAUACACACCUCAUCAAUUUUCACGUUUACUUCCUAAUUAAAUGAAAGCGAAAAUAAACAAAGAGAACCUGUCAUUGGCUUUUAGGCCCAUUCAACAGGUUGACGUCGAAUUGAUUUAACAUGUGUUUUAUGUAUGCUGUCAAAAUUUGAUAUCGGCAAAUAAAAUUGUAUGCAACGUUGCCAGGUGUACCGAUUUCUUGGUAUUUAUACCGUUUUUUACCUCUAUACCGCAAUACACAUAUCAGCUGUUUUUCAAAGAACGACGAAUCUUACAAAAGUGAACAAAUCGAGUUUCUCUCUCCUACCAAUAAAUGCUUCAAAAUCCUACAAUUUUGUCUAAAAACUUGUAUUCUACAAAAAUCUCAAUCUUCGUAAUACAAAGAACUAUAAAGGGCGAAACUGUCAUUCCAUUUGUUUACGCAAGUUUCGCCCUCCGUGUUCCAUGCCAACAAAUAGGGCGAUAUUUCAAUUGCUUGAAAGGAAGGGCAAAACUGUUUGUUUUUGUUAUUUUAAGUGGUUUCCGAACUGUUUACUACUGGAAAUAGUACAUGAAACGAGAAAUUUGCCCGCAGAUUCAUCGUAGUCGUUGAAACCGGCCAAUUUCACGAAAUACGCGCAAGGGCGUAUCUUUAUAAUUCACACAGGAAGCAUAAAAGUAAACAAAUCGAAAAAAGGCGAAACUCUUUUUAUGUUGAUUUAUUCGGUAGAUAUAGAAGAAAAGUAAAAUCGGCAUGUCUUUUGAAAAUUAACUAACAAUUCAUCGGCUAAUCAUAAAUCGAUCUGAGAAUAUACGAUAAUUUAUAAAUACGAUUUGAAACCAAAGCCGAAAAAUUCGUCGUUGUUUUUCUCCAUUUGCUGUCAAUGUUAGAUUCGCCGUUCUAUGAAAAACAGCUGAUAUGUUCUCUUAAAAUACCGAUUAUUCAUUAUUGAUACAGAUAACUAUCGAUUUUCGGUUUGGGCUUGGAUAAGAUAAGCAUGAGAAAAAGUUGUCGUAAGACAUUUUUAUUUUUGCUCACUAUACUGAGCUCCGGUGACAUUUUCCUAGUACUUAUGUAGCAGAUAUUCUGAUACAGAUUGGUGCAGAUAGAUUUUUUCGCCGGAUACAGAUUUUUUAAAAAUGAUCUGACAACGCUGAUUGUACAUUCCAUCAUCAUUCGAUAUUCAUUCAGUUUAUAUCCUUAGGUUAUCUUAUGUUCGUGUAAAACAAACCGGGGAACAACUUGAAUAUUCUCUGAGUUCCGGGUAACCUCAUAGGAAUUAAAGGUGUAGCAUGUGAAACUCUUGUUUAUUCUACAAAUGGAUCAUUAAUUAAAAAUGCAAUUUGUAAUUCUAUUAAGAAUCGUGCAUUCGUUUCGUGUUUUCAUGGAAACAAAGGAACAUAAAUUUAAUCAUUGGCGAAUCAUGUAAGAUGACAUUCACAGCUCGUGUAAAAAAGUUCAUAGCUUUUGUAAAAAGUGCGGUAUUGGAUACUUUGUUUUACAUUCAUUUUCACUAUAAAUGAAUUUUCUAUCUUAAACUUUUUCUUGUCCAUUACUGUUUUUUUGGACAACUUGUUGUAUGUUCGAGCCCCGACCUGGAUUAUUCUGCACGCUAUGAAUAGGCUGCGAAGUCUGUUGAACCAGAAGGUUCAAUUCCACAGGAAGGAAUGUAAUACCAAAACUUUGCUUUGGAUUCACGGAUGAACUUAGUCACUUUUUACUUUAAAUUAGGUCGGUGGACGGAACUCCGAAAUUGGAUGAAAAAUGUACUCAACCUUGGGUAAUGUUCCGGUUUCGUGUACUUCUUUCUUCUACAUAUUGGAUGCAACUGUCUGUUCCUUCCGAAACUGAAGUAUUGAAGAUAAAAUUUCUAAAACUACUAUAAAUGACUGCAUCCUCAAACUUACUCUCAUAUCAUGUAUAGAAACGCAUGUUACCCUAAAAUCCUAAAACAUAAAUUAAUGAAGAUUUUUAUACACAAAAACAUGCUGUCAUCGAAAUGCCAACAAUGCCAUCUUUAAUAGUUACAGUAGAAUAAAACGACAGAAGCUGAAACUCGAAUUUUUUUGAUUAAGCGGGACGUCAUGAAUGAACUUUCUCGUCCAAUUUUGGAUAAAUGUCAUGAUAUAUGGUUACGAAAGAUAUUUGUUUAGAUCAUUCAAUAACAUUCAACGGUUGAGGCAUCUGCCAAUGAAAAAUGGAACUAAGAAAAGUAUUUAUUUAAGGGUUUGGUACCACGUGGGUACCAGAUUUGUGCUAAGUACACAUAACUAUUUUCAUAUAUUACUUUUCGCUUUCAGCUCAUCAGUGCGUCAGCAGUUUAUGUUGAACUGCUAACGCCAUCUAACGGUUCAACAUAAACCGCUGAGCAGACGUAAAGUUAAUGCUAUUUACAUAUACACUUAUCACACCGAAGUGCUAUGUCUUUACUGACGUGCCGAAAGAAACGAAACUAAGUGACGACGUUCUGGCCGUCAACAGAUAGUAGUUAUUUAAGGGUUUGGUACUACGUAGGUACCGAAUUUGUGCUAAGCACACAUAACUAUUUUCAUUAUUUACGUUUCGCUUUCAGCUCAGCGGCUUAUGUUGAACCGUUAGGUAAAACUGCUGACGCACUGAUAAGCUGAAAGCGCAAGCGAAACGUAAAAAAUGAAACCAGUGUAAUGUUGAAAUCGAGUACCAUUUAUUUGAGAUACUUUACUUGUUAUGUCCGGGCAUUCGAAAAACGGAAUUGAACCAAGUAUAAUGCUUCAUUCUAAAUCAACUUUAGUUUUCCAAUAAUGAAUUAAGGUUGACAGGAGCAAAAACGUUUUUCUUUCACUUCUGCGAUUAUUAUUCAAAUGAAUUUAUCUGUUUUUAUCCGAAAUAAAAACAUGAAAGGAUUGGAAAUUCUCGUACCGAUUUAACAGCUUUUGUUGAAAGUAUCAUUUCCAAACUAGCAGCGCUUCUGCAUUUCAUUUCAAUGUCAAUGUGCAAAUUGUAGUUAGAAAAUGGUUGGAAAUUCAUCUCUGCUAAUAAAAGUCAUUUUCAUUGACUCAAAAUAGACGAAAAUGACAAGAAACUAAUGUCACUCUCAGUUUCGCUUGCAAACUGUGAGAACGAAAUUCACGUCCAGUCAGUGACAUAAGCGGAACAGUAGUUUCAAAAUUGUGUUCUUUCUUUCAUUUGCCCUUUCAGUCAUUUGCUGUUUUCAGUGAAAAUUCCAUUGUAUGCAGUGUCGGUAUUCAACCGAAGCUUUGAGAAUCGAAAAUGACAGAAAAAGUUUUCUCAAUAACUUUUACCUGUUUAUGUACGAAUUUGUAGUAGUAUUAGUUUCCAAAGAGGUUCUGGGAUGUAAUUACUUCGAUUUGUUAUAUUUUAGGCAUUCUAUAUAGCCAAGCGUCACAGAUUUUCAAUACAUCGACACUUUUUGUCCCUCCAAAAGAUUUAUUGAAGUGGCCAUGGUCUCCCAAUAUUUUGGCGACUGGAAUAGAUAUUUGAAAAUUUUCUAGAAAUAUCUUAUGAUAUAACACUUUUUUUCUGUUAUCCCCGUAGUUCGUCUUCGUGUUCGUUCAUAUUUCUUAACUAAGUUACUUGGUUGCUUUUUAUUUACUCUAACCUCUCAGUUCCUUUUAUGAAAAGGUGUUAUAUAUUGCAAAGUUUAAUGAUCUGUAGUAAUAAUUUUUUGUGCCCCCUCAAUAUUUCAUGGAACUUGCGCCCCUGCCAGUAAUUAUUAGAAAACGACGCUUCUUUAUUUGUAGUCACACAAUAUUUUUUCGACAGCAAACAGUUUGUGUUUCCAUACACUCGUUACGUAAUUCAGCGCGAUUUUGAAAAGUUUUACUCAAAACCAACUGAAAGACAGCAUUAUUCGUGUGUUCCAAUUGUUUUUUUUUUUCAAUUAGUUUGAAUCCAAUACAUUUAUGCAAUCAAUGUAACUGUUUUGUGACAUACAAAUAGUAACAGUAUGUUAAAUAGGAACGUGUCCAACAUUCUGAGGUAAAGCGCUUUAAAUUUAACAGUGAGUUCAAUCACAAUCACCAGCAUAAAUUAUUGCUUGGCAUCUGCGAGGCAUUCUUUCCAUUAAAUUUUCAACUGAGUUUCUGCUUGAUGUAGGUCAGAAGUUUUUGAUAGGAUUUGCCUCAGGCGAUUGCGAAGGCCAAUCAAGUGUCACAAUGCAUUUUUCCCGUUCCCAUUCAAUACAGAGCCGGAUCGGGUGUUUCGGAUCAUUAUCUUCCUGCAAGAUCCACAGAUGUUCCCGAAUUGCAGUGUGUGAUAACCCGAGAACUUUUUGUUUCAAUUUCGCUUGUCAGGAUUAUGCGAAAAUAGAGCCACGAUUCGUUCAUGUUUGGUCUUUAGGGCCUGUGCAAAAGAACACCACCUCAAAGCGCUUUGCAUAAAUGGCACUCAUCACGAUUUAAGUGUUUUCCCGACGGAAGAUUGACUUUGACUGAUUUUUUCUCAAACGCCAAAGACUCUAUCCUUAAAAAAAACUCAGUCGAUAUCACCUACCGAUCGUUGGCUAUGAUGGACACGCUCUUACUUAACUCUAAAUAAAUCGUCGCAGGAAUACACAGAUCUAAAAAGCACAGAGAUAUAUUCGUGAUAGCAUCCUAGAGCGUAAUAAUGCCUAUAGUGGACCCUCGAAACAUAAGUAAAACUCUCACGAUGUUUUGUGUGCAUCAGAUAAAAAAUGUACAAUGCUGAAAAACUUGCUAAAUAUCGAGUUUUUUCAUCGUCACAGCUAAUCUUAUUUUCUUGACAAUUCAGUGGUACUGUAACAACUUGGUUCAACAUAAGAUAAAAUCUAUGAAAACAAUACUACUCAACUGUCAAGGAUAAACUCGAGCUUAUUUUGAAAUUCACGAGAAAACUCCUAAUAAUAAUGUCUAAGUACAAGAAUGCAUCUGAAAUAACUAGUUCUAUUAUGUGUUGCCAACAAUUUUAUUUCAAACUGUCCAAUUAAUCUAUGAACAGCAUUCCGGUGACAUACCAAACAUCCACAAAGCAGACUCACGCCUGAAUUUAACAAUAUAUUCUACUAGGAUCUCCGAACAAGUUAGUGUAACUCAAAUUAAUAUCAAAUACAAUGCACUAAUGGCAACUAUAACUGAAAUAUUUGUGUCUGACACAUCUCAAUGGACCAUAUAGUAGAUGAAGCUAUGUAAUCAAAAUAGUUAAACGAUCCUAAUCAAAGUGUACCAAAUAAAAUGUAACGCAGGAAUUCUCAACAGAAAAAAAACAAAA